ACGAAGGCGCAGCAGGCCCCACUAUCAUCAACCCACUCAACAGAAAAUGUCGUGAUAAAACAGGCGCCGACCCAUCCGGGCUCAUGGCUAUCCCGGGCGCAGACGCCAGUUCCUCGUCAUUCCUUCUUGCCAAGUGCGGCAGCACCCUCUUUUGUUUCGCGCGCAGCGUCCUUCUCUGGCUUGUCGUUCUUGUCGUCGCGGCGGCCGGCGCAUUGGGUCGUCGAUUCGUGUCUUCCCGCCGUGUCCCCGGCGGCACCAACGAAAAAAGCUGAUCGCGGCAUUUUUCUGUACAAACCGGACACAAUGGCUGUCGGCACGCUCGCUCUCUUCUACCCGGUGUUUGUGCCCAUGAGCGCCGCGGCUCUCGCCUACGCUGGCCACCGGGCGCUCUAUGUCGACUGGCGCCUGGUCCUGACGCAGUUCCUGAACGGACCCGGCCGGACAAGUCGGAUCCUGCUGCUAUUGUUCCUCGUCCUGAACUGGAAGAGUCUGCCGCUGGCAUGGACGGUCCGCAUCUUCCACUCCUUCAUCUACCACGUCCUACGCCGCCCCAAGACUUUGCCGCAGCGCGCCCUCUUCCACUACAGCGUCACCUCGUCGCGCACCUCGCUGCUCGAGACCGACUACAACAUCCACAAGAGCAAUUCGACCUACUUCGCCGACCUAGACGUCAGCCGCUCGCACCUGGUGACGCACCUGUUGGGGCCCGGUAUGCCCAUCAUCGGCGACAACGCCAAGAACCAGCGUGUGCGCGACAAGGACGGCAACGUGGUUAAGGGCGCUUUCGGUGUCGGCUUGGGGGCCGUCUUCUGCAGCUUCCGCAAAGAGAUUGCGCCGCUACAGGGGUACGAGAUGUGGAGUCGCAUUUUGUCGUGGGAUCGCAAGUGGCUGUACAUCGUCACGCACUUUGUGGUCAAGGGGAAAGUGAGGCCGACUGGUUGGGACGGCAGGCGCAUGGGCAGAACGCGGAACAAAGUUCAAAAGGCCGACGGCAGCGGCGAGGAGGUGGAUUUUUCAAGGUAUGUCAUUGCCACGGCCGUCAGCAAGUAUGUGUUCAAGCUCGGGAGGUUCACGGUGCACCCGGCUCUGGUGAUCGAGGCGUCCGGGUUGUUGCCUGAGAGGCCAGGCGAGGGGUGGAAGGGCGGCGAGACGGGCACGGGGACGCCUGAGGAUCUGGGGGAGCUGGACGAGGCGGCCGAGUGGGACUGGAAGCGGGUUGAGGCGGAGCGGAGAAGGGGGCUGGAGUAUGCCGAGCAUUUCGCUGCGCUUGAUGGGACGAACUCGCUGUUUGAUGGCGGCGAGGACGGCGCAAUUGGAAACUUUCCGCUGGGUUAAUUGUGUGAAUAGAGGUUGGGAAGGAGUGUGAGCGGUGUUGGUGGCUUGUCGCUUGUGUGGGGGACACUCCAUCGGUAUCAGACAUAGAUAUACAUCUUUAGAGCUGGCUAGCUCUCAUCCGUUCCAUGCUCACGGGCUUGAGAAAAAUCCUGCAUUUGAGAC
This is a messenger RNA of Parathielavia appendiculata, 1497 nucleotides long. RefSeq lists its product as uncharacterized. The transcript has 2 exons. The coding region runs from base 304 to 1335 and encodes 343 amino acids. The record is from RefSeq and is a predicted model, not a curated record. Lineage: Eukaryota; Fungi; Ascomycota; Sordariomycetes; Sordariales; Chaetomiaceae.